This is a messenger RNA of Panthera uncia (snow leopard), 3726 nucleotides long. RefSeq names its product G protein-coupled receptor 160 (gene GPR160). The transcript has 3 exons. The record is from RefSeq and is a predicted model, not a curated record. Lineage: Eukaryota; Metazoa; Chordata; Mammalia; Carnivora; Felidae. Gene Ontology annotation, cellular component: plasma membrane; signaling receptor complex. Bases 960 to 1976 code for a protein of 338 amino acids.
CCGGCGGUUCGCACCUGCUUGCUCGCCCCGGGGUCCAGAGUGGUCAGCGGCGCCCGCGUUUUCUCCGGCGCGCGUUGUGCGCGUCGAGGAAGGAGACGAAUUUCUCUUACAGGGAUUCAGAAGCCGGGGUUUACUACUUAAGAGAUCCUGGAGUGGGGCGGAGGGCCCUUGGCGGAAAGCUGCAGACGCCCGAGCCUGACCGCUUCGGAUUGGGGGUUAUCGCGUAGCCUUCGCGCCGGCGGUCUGUAGUGGGUUUCUGGUCCGGGGUCCGUGGCUUGGGUUGGCCAGACAUUCGCACCCUUUUUCCAGUGGAGAUAGCUUUUAAACAUAACAUAGGUGAUGUAGAAAUGGUCUAUGUAAUUUUCCUCUCCUGGCACCCAGAGGUGGAUGUAAUCAGUCACGUACACAGACGCACGUGUGUUCGUUGGGGCGGACGCCGCGUCACCUCUCUUGGCCCUUCCGCGUUGGGGACCGUGCCCCCGCGCGCGCCGGCACAGAGAUUAAGCCCCGAGAUUUUUCAGGGCUGUUUGUUCUACGAGACCGUGGUACCCUGGUUCGUUCCUCUUUCCUGGCUGGCUCAGAAUUCCUUCUAGAUACCCUGGGGCUGCUCUCCGGAACUCGUCAGCUGAAGCUCCUUUUUCUCACCUGGGCAGGUGGCCCUGGGAGGCGGCGGCCGGGGCCAACCCCCGAAUUCCGGAGGCGACCACCAGGACCUAGCCCGCGGAGGAAGGUCCUGCGAGGAAACCGGCUCGCUCCGCCCCACCUUUUGCAAAAGACUCGGAGCUUGUUCACACUGGUAUGCCAGGUACCAAGAGUAAGAUCACCGAAGGCAGUGAAAUUGAAAUUGGAAGACUGUCAGCCAAGAAAGACUUACUAGAGGAAGGAGAGGAUGGAAAAUAAAGUGAAGCAGUGUUUUGUUGUGUGUAUUUCAGCAGGCCUUCUGCAGUUCAACUAAAAACAUGACUGCUCUUUCUUCCGGGAACUGCUCUUUUCAGUACCAGUUACGUCAAGCAAAUCGGUCCCUAGAUGGUAACUGUCUGCUAUUCUUGAUAAUACUUGGGAAAGUAUUACUAAAUACCCUCACACUAGGAAUGAGAAGAAAAAACACCUGUCACAAUUUUAUGGAGUAUUUUUGCUUUUCACUAGCAUUCAUUGAUUUUUUACUUCUAGUAAACAUUUCCAUUAUAUACUACUACAGAGAUUUUGUAGUUUUAGGCGUUAGGUUUACUAAAUACCACAUCUGCCUAUUUACUCAAAUUAUUUCAUUUACUUACGGUUUUUUGCAUUAUCCGGUUUUCCUGAUAGCUUGUAUAGAUUAUUACCUGAAUUUCUCUAAAACUCCAAAGCUUGCAUUGAAGUGUCAAAAAAUAUUUUAUUUCUUUACAGUAAUUUUAAUUUGGAUUUCAGUCCUUGCUUAUGUUUUGAGGGAUCCAGGUAUCUAUCAAAGCCUGAAGGCACAGAGUGUUUAUUCUUAUCAAUGUCCUUUCUACAUUAGCAUUCAGAGUUACUGGCUGUCAUUUUCUAUGGUGAUGAUUUUAUUUAUGGCUUUUAUAACCUCUUGGUCAGAAGUGAUUGCCUUGGUGCAGGCUGUUAGGAUGACUUCCUAUAUGAAUGAGACUAUCCUAUAUUUUCCCUUUUCUUCCCAUUCUAGUUAUACUCUGAGCUCUAAGAAAACACUCUUGCCCAAGUUCAUUAUCUGUUUUCUCGGUACCUGGCUACCAUUUGUACUACUUCAAGUAAUUAUCCUUCUACUUAAAGUACAGAUUCCAGCAUAUAUUGAGAUGAACAUUCCGUGGUUGUACUUUGUCAAUAGUUUUCUCAUUGCCACAGUUUACUGGUUUAAUUGUCACAAGCUUAAUUUGAGAGACGUUGCAUUACCUGCGGAUCCUUUCGUCAACUGGAAAUGCUGCUUCAUUCCACUUACAAUUCAUAAUCUUGAGCAAAUUGAAAAGCCUAUAUCAAUAAUAAUUUGUUAAUGUUGCCAUGUGAAAACUAAUUCAAACUGACAACUACAAUAAGAAUCAUAAUUUUACAAAUGGGAAAGAAUGAUGACUCCGGACAUACAAAGAUUGAACUGAAACCGCCCCCCCACCCCAUGCCUCCAGCCCCAACUUUCAUACCUUUUCACAAUGUGUCUUUUGGGGCUAUGGUAUUAAAAACAAAAUAAUUCCAAGAAAAAUGUUUAUGCCUGUUCUGGAACACUGCAUGUUGCAAAUACUAAUUUAGCAAAGAAGUGAAACGAGUUAAUAUUUGGCCAGUAAUACUGAUCUGUGUUACCCAAAAAAUUACUGGAUGCAAACUUACGUAAAUCCGAGAUUCACUGCCAGUAACAUACAAAUGUAACUAAACACUUUUAUUAAAUUCAGAGCAAGAAAAUCAAGAUCAUUUUGUGAAAAUUAUUUGAUAUAAAUAUUCUUUAACAUAAGGGGAAGAGAGAGUAGCUCAAUUUAAAUUUACGUAAUUGAAGAAAAAAAAUGAUCUCUGUUCUUAAUGCAGAUAAUCCUGGAAGAAAAGUUUUAGUUGCUCACCUUACAGAAUUGGGAGUAGUGACUAAGGUCUCUUUCCAUGACAUACCAGACUCAUUUUCAUUUAUAACUUGUAUGUCACAUACUUGCAUGUCAAAUCAUAAUCACAUUGGCAGUGUAUCACACCGUAAAAGUAAAGGAGGGCUCCUUAUCCUUAGCACUAUUCACGUUUUGGGUCGGGUAACUUUUUGUUGGAGACUGCCCUGUGCAUCGUAGGAUAUUUAGCAGCACCCCUUCUCUUUGCCCACUAGAUGCCAAUCAAAAUGUCUCCAGACACUGCCAAACUUACCCUGGUGGGCAGAAUUGCCCCCCUCUUGAGAACUGCUAGAGUAAAUCAAUCCAAAUGGCAGAAUCAUCUGAAGUCACUUUGUUACAGAUUUUGUUUAAUCUGUCACAGUUUCUGAAUUUGGUCCCUUCUCGGUGUUACUAAGUAUACCACUUUCUAAUUCGCCAUUACAUAGGACUGAGAUACUUUUUUUUAAUAAAGUUUUUUAACUAUAUUUUUUGAGAGAGAGAAAUAGCAAGCGGGGGAGGGGCAGAGAGAGAGGGAGACGAUCCUAAGCAGGUUCUGCACUGUCAGAAGAGACCCCGAUGCAGGGCUUGAGCUCGUGAACUGGGAUAUCAUGACCUGAGCUGAAAUGAAGAGUCAGAUGCUUAACCGACUGAGCCACCCAGGAGCGCCCCAGGACUGAGAUACUUUAAAAUAUAUUGUACUUCAUUAGUAAAGAUUUACACUCUGCAGAUUUCAAAUAGGCAAAUUUGUAACUAUUUCAAAGCCCUCAUAAACUUAAAAAAAGAAAUUAUUCAAUAGACCAGCCAAAUGGAAGAGGCUUUUAUUUGUAAAGAAAUGAACUUACAACUGGUCUACAAUAUAUUAUUGUAAUAUAAACAAUAUAAAUAAAUGAUCCUGUAGGCCCACUAACCUUCCAUCCAGACCCACAUGAGGCAAUGUUAACAACAAUAUUCUAUGUGAAAAUGUGCAGGUAACAAAGGUGCAAUUACAAGCAAGUUUAAGCAGCAGAGUAUAAGGUGCUUUAAUUUAACAGUUAAUGUUGCCAUCAACAAACAUUUGAAUGUUCAAUUUUACUUCACUGAAUACAGACACAACAAAUAUGAAAAUCUAAAAUUCAUACACAUGCUACUUGUUAAUAUGAAAGUGCUUUCUCUUUUAAAAAAAUACACCAAAUGGACAGUCUUUUUA